AAGUGCAACUAUCUUCACACGAUUAUUAACUAUACUGUCUUUGUUUUUGAGUGAAGCUGGUUUCAGUUUAUUCAAAGCAUUGAUUUAUGGAGAGCAAUACGGAACUAAGAAAAGCUCUCAACAUUCAGAAAUAAGGUGAAAUUUGUAGUGAUAAAAACGUGUUCCGGGAAGGAUAACAAACUAAUAAACGGGUUAUUUGCGAGCUUGAAUUACUUUCGGAUCGCAUAAUGAGUGGCGUUAGAAGUGGCCCAAUGGGGGGAAAAAGUACGCUCCCGAAAAAAGACUCUACGAAACAACAAGGAGUCGUAUUGUUGAACGGUCUUCCCCUUAGAACGACUUACCUUGCCAACUGUCGGCUAUGUUUGAGCGACCGGCUUGGCAAAGGUAGCAUCAGCAUUAUGGAUAAACAAUUUACAAUCAUGUUGAACCAUGUAUUUCGCUUUCCGAUUGCGUUUAAAAAAGGAUUAUCUAUGAAGGUUUGCACGGAAUGUUACAAAGGAGUGGAGCGGUUCUACGGAUACACUUAUAAAGUGUUGGGUAAUCAGAAGACGCUGGAAGAAACAAUGAUCCCAGACCAACUUUCGAAGCAGAGUAACAGUUCGGUUCACGCACGAGCAAGACAUUCCGAUACGAAUCGAGGAAAAGGGAAGUCGGGUGUGAUAGAAAUAGCUAGUUAUGACGAACUUAAAAAAUCAAAGGAUGAUAACAUGAUCGAUGUCGAUAUGCAAUGUGAAUCUGCAUCAGACGAUGAAGAAGACAGACGAGAUGCAUCUUCGCAACCUUCAAAUUACGAAACCACACAAACGCAUUUCGUAGCGGUUCCAGCGUUAGAAGAUAUUUUCCUUGUUAUGGACAGUGAUGGUAAUGAGUGUAUCAAAAAAACAUACACGAAGCCAGUGGAAGAUGCACCGUUUGUGAUAGAACUUAUAUCCGCAAGCGAUGAUGAAUAUGAAGAGAGUGCAGAAAAUGAGAGCAUAACAAAUUCAAAUAAUCGAACAAGGAAUGCAAAUCUAAUUCCGGGUACGAUUCGAAAAUCGCAGUCCAAUGCAGGAACUUCGUCCCAACCAUUUGCUGCUAUUGGAAGAACUGUUACCAAAUUAGACAAACCAAAAAAUAAUGUUCCUGGUUUCGUAACUUUGAUUGAUUUAGCAAUAAUUAGAAAUGGAUCUACCGAUGCUGGAAUAUCUCCGAAGAAUAGUACAACAACCGCACUGGAGUCCAGAUGUAGUGUGCGUAAUACAGAUAAGCUACAGAAUACUUCAAAUUCGGUUUUUCACUUUCCAAGGCGCUCAUUCAACUAGAAAACCAUUAGUAUUUAAGCUGAGACAGUUAAAACUAGAGAAUUACACGGAUCAUGCCCUAAACUACUCAAUAAGAGAAGGAAGUUCUGUAUAUGGUUCAGUGCCUAUCGAACGUGACCUGCUAGUGUCUGAAUGUAUGUCCUCUUCACAAACUUCAGCAAAACCAAUGAAAAACAAUAUAAAAUGUGAUCUGUUGUAUUUUGUAAA
Molecule: messenger RNA, 1508 nt
Organism: Anopheles moucheti
Lineage: Eukaryota; Metazoa; Arthropoda; Insecta; Diptera; Culicidae
Exons: 2
Coding region: 228-1301 (357 amino acids)
Cellular component (GO): nucleus
Molecular function (GO): zinc ion binding
Source: RefSeq, a predicted model, not a curated record